AUGAAGGUCGUACUCCCAGUCAUCACGGUUCUUGCUCUCACGAUCACCGAAGCCUCAGCAUGGAAAGUCUGGACGAAUUGGAACAACAACUGCGGAGGCGACAGCUACUACACCCAGGCUCAAAGUGGAAGAGCUUGUCUCAACAUUGCUCCUCGAAGUGAUGGAGUCCUCCCUCGCAGUUUCACCUGGAACUCACAAGGAGAAAGCGGCUGUACUGCGAGUAUCUGGACACAAUUGAACUGCGGUGGUCAGUUGCUUGAUGCUACAACUCAAGAUGGUACUUGUCUGCUUGGAAGAUUUAAAAGUUAUAGUAUCAAUUGCUGA
This is a messenger RNA of Glarea lozoyensis ATCC 20868, 324 nucleotides long. RefSeq lists its product as uncharacterized. Bases 1 to 324 code for a protein of 107 amino acids. The transcript has 2 exons. Lineage: Eukaryota; Fungi; Ascomycota; Leotiomycetes; Helotiales; Helotiaceae. The record is from RefSeq and is a predicted model, not a curated record.